Ctenocephalides felis (cat flea) is the source of this 528-nucleotide messenger RNA. Its product is annotated as zinc finger protein interacting with ribonucleoprotein K-like. NCBI's taxonomy places the organism in Eukaryota, Metazoa, Arthropoda, Insecta, Siphonaptera, Pulicidae. Bases 1 to 528 code for a protein of 175 amino acids. Gene Ontology annotation, cellular component: nucleus. The transcript has a single exon. The record is from RefSeq and is a predicted model, not a curated record.
AUGAAUAUACAUUCUGCAGAACGUUCCUUUGAUUGCAAAUUUUGCAAUAAGUCAUUCAAUGAAUUGGUUGCUUUGAAAAAACACUAUCAGGUUCACAGUGGUGAAUUCGCGCAUGAAUGCAAUAUAUGCAAUAAGACAUUCACAGAAUUAGGUCAUUUGAAUCAGCACAUGCUGAUUCACAGUGGAGUACGUCCCCAUCAAUGCAGUAUAUGCAAUAAAAAGUUUACAGAAUUAGGUAAUCUGAAACGUCACAUGCUGAUUCACAAUGGAGUACGUCCCCAUGAAUGCAGUAUAUGCAAUAAGACAUUUCGACAAUUAGGUACUAUGAAACGUCAUAUGCUCAUUCACAAUGGAGUGCGUCAUCAUGAAUGCAGUAUAUGCAAUAAGAAAUUUAAAGAAUUACGUUCUCUGAAACCUCACAUGCUCAUACACAGUGGAAUACGUCCCCAUGAAUGCAAUGUAUGCAAUAGGACAUUCACACAAUCAGGUACUCUGAAACGUCACAUGCUGUGUUGUAAGAGAGCAUAA